AUGGCUAUUUCAGUCUCUUCUUCUGGCAUAGGUAUUGCUCAUCUCCCUAACCAAAGACACAAGAUCGUGACCAACCAAGGCUGUGACUUCACUAUCAUGGUCUGUGGUGAGUCUGGUCUCGGGAAAACAACGUUUGUCAACACACUCUUUACAACCACUUUAAAGGAACCCAAAGAUCAAUCGAUUAGACAUACAAAACAAUUAGACAGAACUGUCGAAAUUGAAAUUACAAAGACAGAAAUCGAAGAGAAAAUGUUUAAAGUCAAACUAUCUAUUAUAGACACACCUGGUUUUGGUGAUUAUGUCAAUAGCCAUAAUAGCUGGGUUCCUAUUUCAGAAUUCAUUGACGAUCAACAUGAAAGUUUCAUGCGUCAAGAACAACAGCCAGAUAGAAAGAACAAGAUUGAUAUGCGAGUCCAUGCAUGUCUAUACUUUAUUCGUCCUACAGGUCAUAGAUUGAAGCCUUUAGACAUUGAAAUGAUGAAAAGACUCGGUUCUCGUGUCAACCUGAUUCCUGUGGUAGCCAAAGCAGACACAUUGACACCCAAAGACUUGGCUGCCUUUAAAGAACGUGUACGUCAAGACAUUGAAGCCCAUCACAUCAAAGUCUACCAAUGCCCUGUAGAAAGUGAAGACGAAGAUGUAACCAACCUGAACCGUGAUAUCACAGCUGCUAUGCCAUUCUCUAUCAUUGGCUCACUUGAAAACGUUCAGACACCCGACGGUCGUACAGUCAAGGGCCGUGCCUAUUCUUGGGGUGUGGCUGAAGUAGAGAAUGAAGCUCAUUGUGAUUUUAAGAAACUGAGACACUUGUUGGUUCGUUCACAUAUGUCUGAUUUGAUUGAGACUACAGAGUCUGUUCAUUAUGAGAAUUAUCGUCUGAAUGAAAUGGCUACACGUAAAUUUGGUGAAAGCAAGGUGGUCAAGGUAGAGAAUCCCAAGCACCGAGAAAAAGAAGAAAACCUUCGAAAGGAAUUCACAGAACAAGUCAAGAAAGAAGAGAACCGUUUCCGCCAAUGGGAAGCUCAACUAGUUUCUGAACGUGAUCGUCUCAACAAGGAUUUGGAAAUGCGACAUGCACAAAUCAAGGCACUUGAACAAGAGCUGGAAGCUUUGUAUCACAAAAAUGGUGGCACCAUGAGAAGAUAA
Messenger RNA from Gilbertella persicaria, 1149 nucleotides. RefSeq names its product putative septin. Gene Ontology annotation, molecular function: GTP binding; GTPase activity; molecular adaptor activity. The transcript is spliced from 3 exons. The record is from RefSeq and is a predicted model, not a curated record. The coding region runs from base 1 to 1149 and encodes 382 amino acids. NCBI's taxonomy places the organism in Eukaryota, Fungi, Mucoromycota, Mucoromycetes, Mucorales, Choanephoraceae. Gene Ontology annotation, biological process: cytoskeleton-dependent cytokinesis. Gene Ontology annotation, cellular component: septin ring; septin complex; microtubule cytoskeleton.